Messenger RNA from Pyrenophora tritici-repentis Pt-1C-BFP, 817 nucleotides. Its product is annotated as Mpv17-PMP22 multi-domain protein. NCBI's taxonomy places the organism in Eukaryota, Fungi, Ascomycota, Dothideomycetes, Pleosporales, Pleosporaceae. The record is from RefSeq and is a predicted model, not a curated record. Gene Ontology annotation, cellular component: mitochondrion; membrane; cytoplasm.
ACAAUAUCGAACUUUGUUUUUCACUUACAUCUCCACUCUUGACUCUGGCGGUGUGCAUCACCCUCAACUAUAUAUAUUUAUCCAUCUUUCCACCCUUUCAAGCCAUCAGCUUUUUAUCAAUUGCAAAAUGGCGUUCCGUUGGUACCAAGCAAAGCUCCGAACAGCGCCUUUAAUGACGCAAAGUAUCACUACCGCGGUACUCUUCGCGACAGGCGACACAAUGGCCCAACAAGGAGUAGAGAGGCGCGGGUUUGCCAACCAAGAUCUCAUGAGAACAGGUCGCAUGGCCGCAUACGGCGGAGUCAUCUUCGGCCCCGCAGCAACCAAAUGGUUUGAAUUCCUCGUCCGCCGCGUCAAUCUCCCGUCGAAAAACGGCACCAUCGUUGCCCGCGUCGCCUGCGAUCAAUUCCUCUUCGCCCCAGUCAACAUGACGCUCUUCCUGUCCACCAUGGCCUACAUGGAGGGCAACUCGCCCGUGCAGCGCUUGAAAGACGCGUUUAUACCCGGAUACCAGAAGAACCUGAUGGUGUGGCCGUGGGUCCAGUUUACAAACUUCAAGUACGUGCCUGCGGAGAUGAGGGUGUUGGUGGUGAAUAUCAUUUCGCUGGGUUGGAACUGCUACCUCAGCUUCUUGAACUCGGGUGGUGGCACGAAGCCUAUGCUGCCGGUUGGUCAGACUAAGGAGGGUGGUCAGUUGCCUCCUUCAUAAAUCCUUGGCUGUGGUACGAUGGGUCAGUUGGGCGAUUUGCUUCGGGCAUUUUAGACUGGAUAUAGGGGGUUGGGUUUUUGCGUCAACUUGUUUGGGAAAGGGGGGAUU